AUGUCGGCUCGUGUACUGUUCAAGGGCAGGCUCCUACCUCUCUCCAGAAGAGCCUUGCCCAAGGUCGCCGCUCGGCCGCCCCCUCUGCUUCGCGCUCGACUGAUCGCGUCGACCCCUCUUCGUUCCGACGUCCCCACAUGGCCCAACCCGCCGCUCCCUCAGGGGCCGGUAGGACCCUCCGACAAUCUCACUUCUACUGCAUCAAAUAGCGGUCAUCACAAGGAAAGCCAUAGGCGAUGGUACCAGGACUGGGUACACAGCCCCUCCUUCCAGGCGGCGCUCACCACGGUGGUGGGACUGGCAAUGGUCUUUGGGGCGGGUGUAGGGUAUCUGCAGUGGUACAAGAGUCAUGUCUUGAGACGGAUCGCAAAAGCCUUUGAGCCGGGAUACGACCCCGCGCUGGAGCUCUCAACGCUACAUGCGCCAAAUGCCGCUCACAUCCGCCGCAGAGAACAACCCCUGAUCGACUCUAUCGUCGCUGGUGAACAUCCAGGAGGAUAUUACCUCUUAGUCGGGCCCAAGGGGACCGGGAAAGGGACCAUGAUAUUAGAGGCGAUGAGAAAGAUCAAGGCGGAAGGAGCGGCAUUUGUGACACACCCCGAUCUCGAAGUCUUCCGCCUGAGAUUAGGCAAAGCUCUGGACUUCGACUACUUUGAGGACUGGCAGGGAUCCCUCUUCUCCCGCGCCGAGCCACGAUCAGGCGGACCACAGCUGGAUGUUGAACGUGUCAUGCACAAGCUGGAGAAGGUGGCUAUCCAGUAUACGAGAAAGAAGGGACGGCCAUUGGUUGUUGCUUUCAAUAACAUUCACCUUUUCCCAAACACGCCCGAGGGUCACGCUCUACUACACCAGCUGCAACAAAGGGCCGAGUCGUGGGCGGAGGGGGGAAUCAUGACCAUGAUCUUUUCGACCGACGACUACUGGUGCCUCGAAAUGCUCCGAAAGAACGCCUCCCGCAUGCGGGUCAUCUCCACCUCUGACCUAUCCGCCGCUGAGUCCAUCCAUGCCCUUCACUAUCUCCGACUCCAAAACCUGUCACGGAAACAUCUCGAUCCCGCAGAUAGGCCGGCGGUCGAGGACGAAGAGGUGCUCCGACGAGUGUACGAGAUGGUCGGCGGGCGGACCAGCUACCUGGUCAAGGUGGCGAGGGCGGAGAAUAUGCUGGAUGAGGCCGAGAGGAUGAUCGAGACGGAAAAGAGAUGGCUGAAUAGCAAGAUUGGGCUGAUCCCGGAGCACGAUGAUGAUUCCACUUCAUUUCUGUCAGAUCUCCGCUCAUUCCAUAGCUGCUCGUGGCUACUUCUUCGCCAUUUCGCCCAAAAAUUCCCCUCUUUCGACGCCACACCAGCAGAUAUCAGCGACGAACCCCCAAUCCCCGAUUUAACCAUCGACAUUGCCGACGAUGAUAUCAACGUCUCGGAGCCGGGACUCAUCGCCGACAAUCCGCUACUAGCUGAUCUCAAGAUACCAGAAGUGACGUACGAGGAGGCCAGGCGGAUCAUGACUCGGACCGACUUUAUCGAACCUCUAGACGUCCUACACAUUGUAUCGAUAGACACACGGCAUCAUGUCCGACCCGACUCGGUCCUGAUCCUGCGAGCGGCUCAGCGAGUCAUCCAGGAGGAGGGAUUCGAUGAAGCGCUGGAUGUCACCAGGGACCGCAUUGAUCAGAUUGAAGGUGAGCUCUCGUCAUAUUCGUGCUGA
Molecule: messenger RNA, 1701 nt
Organism: Dioszegia hungarica
Lineage: Eukaryota; Fungi; Basidiomycota; Tremellomycetes; Tremellales; Bulleribasidiaceae
Exons: 11
Coding region: 1-1701 (566 amino acids)
Source: RefSeq, a predicted model, not a curated record